GCCGUGGCGGCGCGCGGUCCGGAUGCGGUGCCUUUGGCUGGCUGACAUCAUUGCUCAUUAGCAUGCAGCAGAGGAGAGCAAUGCAACAGCAGAGCCCCGCGCCGCUCCCGCAAUUCCUCUCCGCGGGCUGCAUCUCUGCUCCUUAGCUCCCGGCGCUCGCAGAGCAAGUCGGACAUCCCACUGCCACCGCCAAGGGUCACGGAGGGGAAGGCAGCUCGGGGGGCUGCUGGAUUCAGCCGGGCUGGGAGCAGAGAGGGAGGCAGCCCCCCGGAGCUGCGAUUCGAGCGAGGCGAUGGAAGCGAAAGCUUGAUGCGUGGGGCAGGAGCAGCGCGGUUUUCCACGGGUGAUUUUCCCCGCUGCUACGCCACGUUGAGCGCGAGCCUGCUGUGAGUGCUCCAACCAGAGCCCUGCUGCUUGCCUCACCGUCGCCCCGGCCGGGCUGUUGGGCUGCUCUGCGAGCAUCCAGGAUGCUUUAUUGCACUGCGGCGCUCACGGCGUGCCGGGGAGCAGCUCGCCAGCCCAAAGCGAGCUGUCACAACUAACACCGUCAUCGGCGGGGACAGGAAGAUUUGCCUUCACUGUAAGUGCUCCCAGGAAGAGCACAUCGUGACAGUUAUGCCUUUGGAGAUGGAGAAGACCGUCACCAAGCUCAUGUUCGACUUCCAGAGGAAUUCCACCUCCGACGACGACUCGGGCUGUGCCCUGGAGGAAUAUGCGUGGGUGCCCCCCGGCCUGAAACCCGAGCAGGUGCACCAGUACUACAGCUGCCUCCCAGAAGACAAGGUCCCCUACGUCAACAGCCCAGGAGAAAAAUCUCGCAUCAAGCAGCUUUUGCACCAGCUGCCGCCACAUGACAAUGAGGUCCGCUACUGCAAUUCGCUGGAUGAGGAGGAGAAGAGAGAGCUCAAACUCUUCAGCAAUCAGAGGAAGAGGGAAAACCUAGGGAGAGGCAACGUCCGGCCGUUCCCUGUAACCAUGACGGGAGCCAUCUGUGAGCAGUGCGGUGGGCAGAUCAACGGCGGGGACAUGGCUGUCUUCGCCUCGCGAGCUGGGCAUGGUGUUUGCUGGCACCCUCCUUGCUUCAUCUGCAGCGUCUGCAACGAGCUGCUGGUCGACCUGAUCUACUUCUACCAGGACGGCAAGAUUUACUGUGGCAGGCACCAUGCUGAGUGCCUCAAGCCCCGGUGCGCAGCAUGCGACGAGAUCAUUUUUGCCGACGAGUGCACCGAGGCCGAAGGGCGGCACUGGCAUAUGAAGCACUUCUGCUGCUUCGAGUGUGAGACCGUGCUGGGGGGGCAGAGGUACAUCAUGAAGGACGGCCGGCCCUACUGCUGCAGCUGCUUUGAGUCCCUCUACGCCGAGUACUGUGACACCUGCGCCCAGCACAUUGGUAUCGACCAGGGCCAGAUGACGUACGACGGCCAGCACUGGCACGCCACCGAGACCUGCUUCUGCUGCGCGCAGUGCAAGAAGUCCCUCCUGGGCCGGCCCUUCCUGCCCAAGCAGGGGCAGAUCUUCUGCUCCAGGGCCUGCAGCGUCGGCGACGACCCCAACGGCUCCGACUCCUCCGACUCGGCCUUCCAGAGCGCGCGGGCCAAGGAGUCCCGCCGCAGCGCCAAGAUCGGCAAGAACAAGGGGAAGGCGGAGGAGGGCGCGCUGAGCCAGCUGCAGGUCACCUCCAGCCGCCUCUCCGCCGACGUGGACCCGCUCUCGCUGCAGAUGGACUUGCUGAGCCUGGCCAGCCAGACGCCGAGCCUCAACAGGGAGCACGUGUGGCGGAGCAGGGACGAGCUCUACCACUAUGGGAGUAAAAUGGAGCAGGGGCAGUCCCAAAGCCCUCUGCAGCUCCUCAGCCAAUGCAAUAUCAGGACUUCCUACAACCCCAGCCAGGUCCCAGGCUCUCAGCCAGAUUUAUGGGGGAAGCACUUCAGCAACCCGAAGAGGAGCUCCUCGCUGGCGAUGAAGGGGCACGGCGGCAGCUUCAUCCAGGACUGCAGAGAGGACUACUAUUCGGGGCGGCUUCGCUCGCAGGAGAGCUACAGCGACAUGUCCAACCAGAGCUUCCCCGAGACCAGAGGAAGCCUCAAAGUCCCCAAGUACGAAGAGGAGGAGGAAGGUGGGAUGCCGACGCCGCAGUGCCGCACCCGGCAUCCCAUCAACGCCCUGAAGUUCACGGAGGACCUGACGCCCACCGAGCAGACUCCUCGCGGCUCCAUGGAGUCCCUGGCGCUUUCAAACGCCACAGGCCUCUCAGCAGACGGCGGAGCCAAGCGCCAGGAGCAUCUCUCCAGGUUCUCCAUGCCCGACCUGAGCAAAGACUCGGGCAUGAACGUCUCGGAGAAGAUGAGCAACAUGGGGACCCUCAACUCCUCCAUGCAAUUCCGCAGCGCCGAAUCCGUCCGCAGCCUGCUCUCCGUGCAGCAGUACCAAGACCUGGAGCCCAACCUGCACAACCUGGCCAGCCCCAUCGGCUACCGCGAGCGGCCGGCGCACGGCCGCCUGCACCAGAGCUUCGACUACGGCAGCGGGGUGCCCGGGGGCAAGCUGGGGGCGCAGGACAGCGCGAGGCAUGCCCCCAUGAGCGAGCGCACACGCCGGCGAACUACCCUGCGGGACGAUGACCGGCACUACCGCCCGCACCGCUCGCGGCGCUCCCGGCGCUCCCGCUCGGAUAACGCCCUGCACCUGGCCAGCGAGCAGUGCUGCCGGCUGAAGGAAAGGCCCUCGCUGCGAGCCAGGGAUGACUACGACCAGUUCAUGCACCAGCGGAGCGGCAGAGAGAGCUUGGAGCAGGGUCCCCGCAGGGACGCCUACGGCCACUGUCCCAGGACGGUGUCGGACCUCGCCCUGCAGAACCACUUGGGCGAGCGCUGGGGGCCCUACUUCGCCGAGUACGACUGGUGCUCGACGUGCUCCUCCUCUUCAGAGUCAGACAACGAGGGCUAUUUCCUCGGGGAGCCAAUUCCCCAGCCUGCCCGCCUCCGGUACGUGACCAGCGAGGAGCUCCUGCACAAGUACGGCUCCUACAGCAUGCCCAAGUCUUCCACCUUGGGUGGCAGAGGACAGUUGCACAGCCGGAAAAGACAGAAGAGCAAAAACUGUAUCAUAUCCUAAUGGCAUCCUUGCCGGGCACCUUCGGAGAAUGUAGAUUAACUCACAAACUUGCACUGUUCUAGACCAUGUAAGCGCUUCUAUUGUAACAAAAAGGCCUGAGGAGUAGGAAUUUGUAAGAAGGUUGUAGACUGGCUUCUAUAAAUAGUCAUAAUCGUGGGCACAGUGAAUAUAUUUUGCACAUCUUACUUUGAAAACAAAAAAAAAAGUUCACUUUAGCCUGUAAUAUUUACCUAGUAGUUUCUCUUCUCUCUCCCGAGUACUGCCACCCGUUGAGUUCUCUUUGCCCGUACGUUUUUGUUACCGCUGCUGGCUACCACCAUCCGUCUGCUGGUAGCUCUUGCUUUCCACCAUGCCAUCAUCUUCCAUGCCCCAAUUUGUUACGUGUUUGUCUCUCAGACAGUGUGGGAGCCUAAGUUAUUUCCAUGAUUGUUGUAAAUGCAAUGUAAAUGAGAGUUUGGAGAAAAUAUUUUUGUAUUUUGUAAUAUCAGAGGAAUUUCUAUAUCUUAGGAGUCACUGGGAAAAUGCAUGUACAUCCUAGCUGUAUCCCGCCAGAGCUGAACAAACAGUACUUUAGCCCCCUUCAACUUACCAUGUCAUCAUCAGAUUCCUUAAGCAUAUCAGUGAGAGUUUGAGUAGUUGUUUUAUUUUUUAAACUCUUUUUUUUUUUUUUUUUCCUGUUUGCUUUGUUCCUGGUAAAUAAAGAGAACAUUUGCUGAUUCAUUAAGUCUUGAAGAGGCCGAGGUGCCACUUUGAAGUCUGCUCACACCUGUGGUCUUUAGGUACACGCUCAGUCAAAUACAGGAGUCCUGACAGCUGCAAAAGUGACUUUUUUUGUUAAAUAGGAAAGAACAGAACUACCAAAUGUCUGCAAAGUUGUAAAUGACCAAAGCUGGAGAAGGAAUUUUACAUCUCUGUAGAGAAUGCUGAAGUUACUAAACGUUGAACUAUUAUUUGGAGUAAAUAAAAGUGUAAAUGGUGCAAUUGUGUGAUGUCAGCAUGACGUUGUUUUGAAUAUAGACUUGUCUUAUGGUGCUCUAGUUUUCCGGGUUAUGUUAACUGCUGUUCAUUACCAAGUGGAAGUCUCAGUAUUGCCUACUGCCUAACACUUCAGAGACCGACUGCAAACUGCUCCUGCCCUGGCCGACCACCGACAGCAUCGCCCUGGUCGAGAGUCGCAUCGGUAGGGCUCAGCCGUGCUGUGUGCUGGUGGACCCGAGUUUUUCCUCCGUGUGCUUUCAACCGUCGGGGUAGCAGCGGGGUCACAGGCAAUGCUGCUUGUGGAAGUGGUCCCUGGCAUCCUCACCACCUCCCAGGGGAAAUUCGGGAGAGCAGAGGGGCCCCAUCUCCUCCCCGCUGCAGGAGCAUCCCCGCAGAGCGCGGGGACCCGACGUUGCCUGCCCACAGCAGCAGCUGCAGGAAAAUCAUGAAGAUGGAUGUCUCCACACCACAAACUAUUGCGAGGAAUUUUUUUGUCGUUUGUAAAGGACAAUGUGAUAAUUAUUAUUCCUUUAAAAACAAAAUGAAAA
This is a messenger RNA of Oxyura jamaicensis (ruddy duck), 4640 nucleotides long. It is a transcript of the gene PRICKLE2, whose product is annotated as prickle planar cell polarity protein 2. The transcript has 8 exons. Bases 616 to 3114 code for a protein of 832 amino acids. The record is from RefSeq and is a predicted model, not a curated record. Gene Ontology annotation, molecular function: zinc ion binding. NCBI's taxonomy places the organism in Eukaryota, Metazoa, Chordata, Aves, Anseriformes, Anatidae.